GCGUUAUAACUCAGGAGUAUAGAGCAAAUGGCUGACUUGUUUAGAAUAGAUAAGUACCAUGUUUAAUUCAGCCCUGCUAUCUGAUCCAUCUGAUGGAACUUCAAAAAGGUUUUCAGUUCCUAUUGUUCAGGAAUUGGCAUCUCAGAACCUUCGCAACCUUCCUCAAAGGUAUAUCAGAUCAGAGAAAGAGCGCCCAAAUGCCUUUCCUCUUCAUCAUUUGGACAUUCCCAUAAUUCAUAUGGAUAUGUUUUGGGGGGAUUCAGAUCUCUGUAGGCAAAAGGAAUUAGAAAAACUUGGAAUGGCAUGCCAGGAAUGGGGAUUUUUUCAGGCUGCGAAUCAUGGAAUUCCUGUGUCUCUGACUGAAAGGAUGAAGGGAAUUGUAAGGGAAUUCAUUCAACUACCUUUGGAAGAAAGGCUCAAGUACGAAAAGCAAGAGCGUGAAGGCUAUGGCCAGAGCUUUGUGGCCUCAGAUGAUCAAAUACUGGAUUGGGCAGAUACCAUUUACUUGGCAACUCUACCUCCAGAGAAAAGAAAAAUGAGCUUUUGGCCAACACAACCAGCCGAUUUCAGAGACACUGUGGAUCAAUACGCUGUUGGAAUUCAAAAGCUUGGCAAUACUGUUCUUCGCCUUCUAUCGGAGAAUGUUGGGUUAAAACCAGACUGUUUCAUUAACGCUUGUGGCAAAAUGGGACAGAUGAUGCGAAUGAAUUACUACCCACCCUGCCCAAGACCAGAUCUAGUUUUAGGAAUCAGCCCUUAUUCAGAUGCAAAUGGUUUGACAGUGUUGUUACAGGAUGAUGAAACAGUAGGGCUACAGAUAUGUAAGGAUGGUGAAUGGGUUCCUGUUCAACCUAUCCCUGGUGCCCUGGUAAUCAAUAUUGGGGAUAUGCUUGAGGUAAUGCCGACGAAUUUUACUAUUCUUUAAGGAAAAACAAUCAAA
Cryptomeria japonica (Japanese cedar) is the source of this 940-nucleotide messenger RNA. RefSeq names its product oxoglutarate-dependent flavonoid 7-O-demethylase 1-like. The transcript has 3 exons. NCBI's taxonomy places the organism in Eukaryota, Viridiplantae, Streptophyta, Pinopsida, Cupressales, Cupressaceae. The record is from RefSeq and is a predicted model, not a curated record. Bases 59 to 925 code for a protein of 288 amino acids.